GUUGAAAUUUUUGGAUUGGGGAAUCUUGCGUGAACAUAUGUUUUUGUUUACGUUGUAGUUCUCAAACUUCUGAUAAGAAAUUAUCACUGAUAUCUACAGCCGAAUUAUACUUGAAAAGUAGUUAGAAAUUUGUAAAUACUCGAAAAUGGCGUUAAUACCACCCGUAACACGUCUUACCUCAUCUAUUAUACGCAUAUUAGGAUGUAAUCCCAGUCCGAUGACCUUGCAAGGUACCAACACAUAUUUAUUGGGCACAGGCAAAAGACGCAUAUUAAUAGAUACUGGCGAUGUGGACGUACCAGAGUAUAUCAAGCAUUUAAAUUCUGUUUUGAAGCAGGAGCAGGCUUCACUAAGUACAAUUAUACUUACACACUGGCAUCAUGAUCAUGUAGGCGGCGUGAAGGAUGUGUUAAAGACAUGCGCUGCAAGUGAUUGCUUGGUUUACAAAUUUCCACGUACCGACGCAUUAGAUGUGUGCCCAGAGAUCCCACCAAAUAUUAAGGUGCACCCAUUGCAGGAUGAACAAGUAUUAAGUGUAGACGGUGCAAAAGUGAAAAUUGUACACACACCAGGACAUACAACGGAUCAUGUUGUUUUGACUACCGAAGAUGGCAUAUUGUUUAGUGGCGACUGUAUUUUGGGCGAAGGUACUGCAGUAUUUGAAGACUUAUAUGAUUAUAUGAAAAGUUUGCACAAAAUAUUGAGCAUAAAACCUGAAAUCAUAUAUCCUGCACAUGGUAAUGUUAUUGAGAAACCAGUUGACAAAAUCACAUUCUAUAUUAAUCAUCGAAAUCAGCGUGAAAUUCAAGUACUGGAUUUCUUCAGUCGAAACCCUAAUAAACCAUUGCAAGCCAUGGACGUAGUACGUGAUGUAUACAAAGAAACACCGGAACAAUUAUGGCCGGCUGCUGCAUAUAAUGUUGGACAUCAUCUCGAGAAAUUACAACGUGAAGGAAAACUGAAGUUAACUUCAAAUAAUGAUGAAAAAUUUUACGAAUUACAAAGGAGUAGUGCUCUAUAGUGUGAUAAUUUAAAAUGAUCACCAUACUGAUUUAUAUAAUACAAUAUUUAAUAUACUAUUGAGAAUGUGUAUUAAACAUAGGUGGCAUAUAUGGAUAUAACAGGGGUGGUAUAUUUUAAAUAAAUUUACAACAAUUUCAUUAACAA
Zeugodacus cucurbitae (melon fly) is the source of this 1167-nucleotide messenger RNA. Its product is annotated as beta-lactamase-like protein 2 homolog. Gene Ontology annotation, cellular component: mitochondrial matrix. NCBI's taxonomy places the organism in Eukaryota, Metazoa, Arthropoda, Insecta, Diptera, Tephritidae. Gene Ontology annotation, molecular function: single-stranded RNA binding; RNA endonuclease activity. The record is from RefSeq and is a predicted model, not a curated record. Bases 146 to 1021 code for a protein of 291 amino acids. The transcript has 5 exons.